Sitophilus oryzae (rice weevil) is the source of this 2301-nucleotide messenger RNA. RefSeq lists its product as uncharacterized. Gene Ontology annotation, molecular function: monocarboxylic acid transmembrane transporter activity. Bases 329 to 2251 code for a protein of 640 amino acids. The transcript has 13 exons. Gene Ontology annotation, biological process: monocarboxylic acid transport. The record is from RefSeq and is a predicted model, not a curated record. NCBI's taxonomy places the organism in Eukaryota, Metazoa, Arthropoda, Insecta, Coleoptera, Curculionidae.
GAACAAAAUGACCUCAGGUGAGGCAAAACAAGCAAUCGCAAAGUGCUGGGACAAUUACAGAAUACUAAUUAAAAUUUUUUCGCGUUUAAGUGUAAGAAUAUCCACGACGCUGGCCAGUUAGCGUUAAAAACUCGGUAAAAGAAACGGUUUAUUGCGUAACAGAAAGCGAUAUCGCAUUUAAAAGGAUUAUUCAUCGUAACAUAAGAAGCUGUACAAAGGAAAUUAUGCUUAUUUUGCUUGAUUAUCAAAGGUCUGCAGCCAAUAGAUAGGUGUAAAACUAAACAAAUUGUGCUUCUUGUUGAAGAAAAUAACGAAAGAGUGUUGAACAAUGGAAGAAAGAGUUGAAAGAACUCCUGAACAUGACGGCGAUAUGAUUAUAGACAACGUUUUGACGACUCAACCAGAGUUGGGCCCAACAAUACCUGAUGGUGGAUAUGGAUGGGUAGUUUUCCUAGCAUCUCUAUUUUUUCAAGCUCUUAUACCCAGCUUACUGGUUAGUUUUGGAAUUUUCCUGGCUUUUGACCGAAUUGAACACAACACAUUAGUUGGAAAGAAUCCUUUACUGUGGGACAAUACACUUCUACAUGUACCCUUAUUUUUCGUUGCUAGUUGGACAUUUUUUGAUUCCGCGAGCAGACACCUUAUAUCGCAGAGUACUUGGCCAAAACUGAUCGCAACAGCCGGUAAUUGCUUGACUUGUGCUGGAUUGCUGUUCGUAUGGAUUGGAAUGACCGGAUCAGGCAAAAUUUAUCUCUAUAUUUUGGCUGGAAUCGUCGCAGGAUUUGGAGCUUCAAUCCAAAUGGCUCAAUGUGAAAUAUUGGUAGCCCAAUAUUUUCGAUUGAAACUACCUCUUCUGACCAACAUAGCCCAUGCAGUCUCGGCGAUAGGCUUCAUAUUAGCUCCAAUUAUAAUAGGGCAUCACAUUUUGACUAAUUCUUUAAUGCAGAUUAUUUUAUGGUAUCAAGCUAUCAUUCUGCAAGGUUUGGUUGUUAAUUUAUUGUUUAAGAAGCCCAUUUAUCUAAAGUCCGGCAAUACGAAAAGAUAUAAUUAUGUUACUACUAACCCAGACGAUGAAGAGGAUAUUUUUUCGAAAAAUACCCGAGAGUUGCAAAUCAAAGUACAAAAUCAUCAUGGCGUUCAAGUACAGAAUCACGAGAUUCCACCUGCAACGAAUUUAGAGAGCGCGGAAAGUUCAAAUUCCAACAAACAUGAUAAAUCAACAGAAAAUAUGAAGGAAAAAAAUGAAGAUACUAAGGAUUGGGUGACAUUUGAAGAUGAAGAGGACGAAGAAGUGUCAAAAUACGUACGAGUCAAGGACUGGGAAACUUUCGAAGACGAAGAGACUGGCAGCAAAGCUAAAGCAGAUCCUUUGAGUGAGGCCAAAGCCGACAAACCUGUCAAUUUGGAAAGUUUUGAUGGACCUGAAAAUUCAAAGAAAAAUGAUCCUAACGAAAGAAAUCAUAAAAAUUUACAUCUCGAAAUGUCAUAUGGCAAAGACGAGGAUCUAGAAAGACCUACAACAAUGAGCGUCAACGGGAUGCCAAUACCGUUGUUUGCUGAUACUCCAGUGAACCACAACAACACUUACAGCUACGAUAUUUUAGAGGACCAAACUCACUCGUCACAACCAACUGUUUUUAUGCCGCAGCAAAGGACUAAUGCUAUUGAGACAUUUUCUAGGACAACUUGUGAAGUUCUUAGGCAACCUACGUUCUACAAAUCACUCAUAACGGUCAUCACGACGAAAUGGUCAUUUUUUGUUUUUUUUUCUAUGUUUCCUUGCUACUUCUACCAAGAAGUUAUUGAUUUGAAGAUGCGUCAACUGUCAAAUCUAGUAGGAGCCAUAUCAAUAGCAACCCUUCUGUUUUCUGGUGCUCCUUUUAUGAUUGAAAUCGAUAAAAGGCACAGGCCCAAGAUGAUGAUGGCUUUGACAUGGGUAGGAGCCUUGGGAUACUUAAUGAUCGCCGACUAUGUAAGCGAAGGUGUAUUACUGUUUGGGGCUGUGCAGAUAGUACUUAGUUUAGCCGCUCUUCAACAUGUCGGAAGUUCUUUGUUGGGAUUGACAGUUAAAGGAGAAUCUACAAAAGAAUAUGCUCUGAUUUGUGUCUUAUCCGGCCUAUCUUUUCUGCUUUUCACCGCUAUAAAUUUCAGUUUUAAACAGGUUUUUCGAACGAUGGGCAUUCUUCAUUUCUCCAUUGGUUUCCUUUGGCUAGGCAACUAUAUUUACAAAAGACUUCGCAUGGUUCUCUAGACACUCCAGCUAUAAAUAAGCAAAACAACGAUUAGCACAGACUGAAUUUA